CCUACCUAAGAUAUCUUAGGUAGGCAGGCACAAGCAAUUACAAACCAAUAUAAGCAUUACAUUUUAACCAAUGAUGAUAAAGGAAAAGAGGGAAAUUUGGACGAGGCGUUUCGCACCGAAUUUGUUCACCGCGGGCGGUGCCGCUAAACCCCAUUCCGCUACCGAGGGGCGCUCAUCUUAACACUUUGGGACAACCCUCACUCAUCCUUCAUGUUAAUGUUCCAGUUCAGCCCGUUGUCCCGUAGUCUGUUGCCCGACUGUUGCCCGUCUCCCGUCUCCCGUCGCAAGGCGUCCCUUUAGUUCCCUGAUAGCUCCAGUGAGCCCGGAAUAUCCCUCUCUAUAUGCUCUGUGCCACUACUUUCCCUUUCGCUCAAGUGUGAUUGAUUGAUUCCAUCGUUCUAUCUAAGCCCGAGUUCUAACUCGUUCAUCAUUACAUACGACCGUACAACCAACCAGCCAGCCCAGCCAGCCUAGCCAGCCAAAGUCACUCUCAUCCGCCAUGCGGUACGGUAGAGUCAUGUAAAAGAUCAACCCUUACGAUAUUCCGUUCUUCCUUAGCGUUUGCUAUAUCGUCUCGCCCUCCCUCUCAUCCUUUCCUCCCGUCGCGGUUUUGUUUGGUUGAUCUGCACAAGCGUAUGCGAUCAUGGGUGAUAGUCGGCCGUUCGUUACAAUAAGUGAAUGGCAGCCUACGGGGGAUGGGAAUAGUUUCAGCAGUGGAGAUUCUGCCGUACGUCGAGAUAGAAAGACAGCCAGGCCUCAAGCUCGAUCUCGUCUAAUUGCAUCUUCUCAGUAUGGUUCUAGCAUUGAAGAUGAAAAGACGCCAGCAGCCACGCACGACAUCAGUCGGGUGAGCUACCACGUCAAGCAUCUACCCGAAUUCGCCAAGACACUCGAGGAUUCGGCUACGCGGGCUUUCCCCAACCGGGGAGGCUCACAAAGGUACAAGAAAGUGCAUGUGCUUCUUCUUCACUGGACCUGCGACGACUUGUUCGUCCUGAAGGAGCUCGAUGACCUGGAGGCAUGCCUUCGGGAGGAAUAUAAUUUCCAAACCGAAACCUUUCCGAUACCGUCCGACAAUGCACAUCUCGAGCUAAUGUUGAAAGUUGGCGCCAUGAUAAAAGAACACGAAUCAAGUGAUACCCUGUUCAUCAUCUAUUAUGGUGGCCACGCGAGGAUAGAUGACUCGAGACAAAGUACAUGGUGCGGAACUCGAAGUUCAGACUCUCCAUGGCUACAAUGGUCCGCUAUUCAGACAUUGUUGGAACGAUCUCUGUCGGAUGUGCUCAUCCUAUUAGAUUGCUGUGCAGGGGCUGCAAGUGCUACUUUUCCUAAUGGUAAUAGCAUUACGGAAACGAUAUCGGCAUCUAGUUGGGACGCUAUUGCUCCCGAUCCUGGGAGAUACUCGUUUACCAACACUCUGAUUGAAGUGCUUCAAGACUGGAAGCGAAGGACGUUUUCCGCCGCGAUGCUCCACGCUGAGGUUCUCGCACGCCUCAAGCAUCCAAGACCCGAAAUGCUGAAUGGCAAACACUUCGAAGCACGUGCUACACCAGUGCAUUUUAUGAUGACCGCCAAUCAUAAAGCACCAAGUAUCGAGGUAACCCGGAUCAUAUCGCCAGAUGCAAGACCACCUUCGCCUCCUCAGGAGCCGGGGUUCGAGCCGACUUCUCCCAAUGGUCGAUCGGCCGGCCCGCAAGAUAUCGUCGGAUCGGAGCCAAAUGAAGAUGUACCGCAUGUAAUGAUUUCUUUAGCCCUUGAAGAGGAUCAGCGUCUUAACAUCAAUGACUGGGAACACUGGCUUUCAAAUAUACCAGCACUAGCCAAGUAUGUUAAGGUCCAAGGGGUAUUCAAGAGCCAUUCGACGUUACUCCUAUUGUCGAUGCCGGUCAUGAUUUGGGAUCUACUUCCCGAUAAUCAUGCCUGCAACUUCGUGGCCUUCAUUCGGUCCAACAACUUGGCUGCUCGUAACCACAGUGAGCUAAGGCCAUUGGAUGAAGAAGUACCAACGAGUGCCGAUAAUGAUGCAGAUUUGAGGUCAAUUUACUCAGGAACUACAGCAUAUACCUCCAGACCGUUAGAGUCUGGUAGGUUAUCGAUAAUGUCAGCCCUUUCAAGCGAGAGAACGUCGAUGGAUCCAAUGUAUAGAAGAGCUGAUGGUCCGAUGGUCGAUGCUAUUUCCCGAAACUACCGUCCCACGACGAGCGCAAUAUCUAAGGGCCACCAUAUGUCUGGCGGGGGAUGGCAAUCAAGGCAACGCUCUAUGCCUGGUGGUUCGUUACAUAAGAGCAUGUCUUAUAGUAAUAUAGCGCAGCACCUGGCUAUAAAUAAGCCUCGAAACAUGCGGAGAACAUCCCUAGCAUCUGUAGCUAGUCAACCUGAACUUCCACAGCAUGCCCAGACACGGCUAGAAGAAUAUUUCGAGGGUAACCCAUUGCCGACUAUUGCCGUCAGAGAAUUCCUCGCGUCGACCCUUGGCGUAGAGACUGCGGACAUUGACGCUUGGUUCGAAAACCGUCGAGAGCAACAAGAAGUCGAGAAUCGAUUGCAGAGCUUAAAGAUAGAUGACCAAAGCCGGGAGCCUCCCAACCAUGGGGCUCAGAUGAUUCUUCCCGGGCACCUCAACAAAUUGCUGGAAAUAUUCCCAGAGGAUCAGAUUGUGAUAAUUGAUCUCCGCUCACCAUCCGAGUACGCCCAGUCUCACAUCCAUGGCGCAAUCAACUUCAGGGCACCAGCUUCCUUUGUAGCACGAGCCACCAUGGAAAUGAUCGAAAAGGCACUUCCGGAUGAGACAAGCCGCGAUUCAUUUAAUAAUUGGUACGCAAGCAAAUGUGUCGUAUUUUAUGAUAAGGUAGUCGAGUAUCCUUGGGAGACGCCCGUAGCAGACGCGCUUUUACAGAAGCUUAAGAGCAAAGGUUGGACUGGGCAAUGCUUCGUGCUUAAGGGUCACUUCCGCGAAUUCUCGCAAUCAUUCGACAAGUACAUUGUGGGUAAGAAUACGAAGAGUAACGCGAAGGAGUAUCUUGCUAGCCUACAGGAAUCUUCAUGUGAAAAGAGGAAGGAUAGCCAUCAGCGAUACGACGAGUGGCUCAAACUCCUCGAAGGUGAAGAUAGGGUACAAACAACUGACCUCGUGCCGGCGGUCAAGAGUGAGCGCGUCGAGGCUACGACGAAGCACCAGAGGGAGAUUGAAGAUGAAUUUGAAAAAAGGGAGCCGGAACUAUACAGGGAGGCCGCGGACCGUGAACCGGACGGAAAUUGGGCCAUUAAAGGUCCUAUGGUAGCUCAUUUGGAACGUGGGAUCGCUAAGAUGCAAGAAGCCGGAAAGGGCGUUGGUAUGAGCAAGUCCGGUCCAGAUUCCUCUGACUAUAAACGAGCCGCGGAUAAGCUCUCUAUGUCGGAAUAUGACUUGCUCGAGUCCGAAGAUGAGCACCCGAGCCAUAACGCAAUUCCGCCAAAAAGGGGAUCAGGAUCCGCCCCUCCUAAAUCGACACCGGACGAACCCGCCCCCGAGAAGAGGGGACGAUCUACACUAGGCGGCGGGCGCGGUUUUCUAAAUAAGCUAAUGCGAAGCAAUCGCCCGGAUACUCCAGGAUAGGAAUGUCCCUGUUACCGUUAUUAUCGCUAAAUUUCGCUCUCUAGACGGGGACAACAAGAUAUAUACGGCAUUUAUUAUUAGGGAUAUUCGGGAUGGAUAUGAAUGGGACUAGCACGAUAUGGUUGAUGAGAUAAUGGUUGUGAUUUACUAAGCGGUUGGGUAGGUGGAAAUAAAUGGGGUUAAGGAGUGAGGCAACUAACUAAGUUGCGGGUGGUGUACUGUUGGGAAAUAUGUUCAGGUAUGCGUCUUAUAUCCCCUGUCGGAAGGUCUUAUGGUGGCUCUUUCUUCUAGACGAGUGUAGGAUAUUUCGUUUUGAUCUUACCUUGCGGUGUCUUGGCGUGUUGUUUUGUAUAGCGCUCAUUUGAGGGAUAGAUGAUGGGUGGACAUUAGCAGCGCAUAUCCAUUGAUAUAUCAUAUUAUGUUGAACAUUAGUUGGCCCCUGAAGAUUACAUGCUGUAGUUUUAUAUCCAACUAGCUCCUGAGUGGAACAUACAGGAUAUUUCCCCUAAAUCAUGCUCUAACGGGUUUGAAUAUAGACUAAUGGUCACUCUACGAAUCUACUAAGAUAUCUGAGGGGAUUCGUCGUAUGGUUAAGCAAACCACCGACCUCUAAUUGAGACAGCCACGCGCUCACCUUCCAGUCUUUAGUAGUUAAAGUCCGAGCACAGAUAUAUGUAAAACUCCCCAUCCAGUUAUAUAUGUUAUGUACCUUUUAUCUUCUUGUAUUUACUCAGGCU
This is a messenger RNA of Daldinia loculata, 4332 nucleotides long. RefSeq lists its product as uncharacterized. Gene Ontology annotation, molecular function: DNA binding. The transcript is spliced from 6 exons. Bases 644 to 3595 code for a protein of 983 amino acids. NCBI's taxonomy places the organism in Eukaryota, Fungi, Ascomycota, Sordariomycetes, Xylariales, Hypoxylaceae. The record is from RefSeq and is a predicted model, not a curated record.